AUGGUCUUCGACGAUUCAGAUAGCGAUGCAGAGAAUGUGCUUAAUGCAAUAGAAAUUACCAUGAUUUUAAGAGCUCCCAAUUUUAUUGGCCACAAUUAUUUUGAUUUCGGCGGAUUUAAAAUUGAAGUCGAAUUAGAUAGAAUUUCGGAAGAUGGCGGCCUAUCGCAAGAUGGCGUAGAAACAACGAGCUUAGCAAAAGAAAACAAUAUACAGCCUAUCAGAAGUAUUAAAAAAGAAAAACGACAAACAUAUUUGGAUUUAGUGGAGGGAAAGUACGAUCCUAAAAAACCGGUAAAAUGUAAAGUUUGCAAAAAAACUGUAAGCAAAUGGGCUUGCUUUAUAAAUCACGCGAAAAAGCAUUUAGGAUUUAAAUACAUAUGUGAGUACUGCGGCAAAAGUUUCAUAUCUUUAAACCAGCUGAAGCGACACUGUCGCUCCUACCAUGGGAUGGCGCGAGAUAUUAAGUGCAGGCACUGCAGUUACCUCGCUCUUGACAACGCUCAGUUGAUGGUCCACGAGCGCCGAAUGCAUACGGGAGAACGUCCUUAUAUAUGUGAUGUUUGUGCUGCAGCUUACUUCAGUAGAAAAUGUCUGAUACAGCACAUUGAAUGCCACAGAACUGUAGCAUCUAUACAGUGCGACAAAUGCUCACUUCUAUUCAAAUCCCAACGCCAUCUAUCGAAGCAUAAAUACGGCGCACACGGCGAGAAGCGGCGCGCGAGACGUCGACUGCAACGCGCCCAGUUGAAGAAUCAACAUGUUGAUUGA
Molecule: messenger RNA, 768 nt
Organism: Hyposmocoma kahamanoa
Lineage: Eukaryota; Metazoa; Arthropoda; Insecta; Lepidoptera; Cosmopterigidae
Product: zinc finger protein 583-like
Exons: 5
Coding region: 1-768 (255 amino acids)
Biological process (GO): regulation of transcription by RNA polymerase II
Cellular component (GO): nucleus
Molecular function (GO): DNA-binding transcription factor activity, RNA polymerase II-specific; RNA polymerase II transcription regulatory region sequence-specific DNA binding
Source: RefSeq, a predicted model, not a curated record